Messenger RNA from Talaromyces amestolkiae, 1005 nucleotides. RefSeq lists its product as uncharacterized. Bases 1 to 1005 code for a protein of 334 amino acids. The transcript is spliced from 7 exons. The record is from RefSeq and is a predicted model, not a curated record. Lineage: Eukaryota; Fungi; Ascomycota; Eurotiomycetes; Eurotiales; Trichocomaceae.
AUGGCAACUCCAAUCCAGCUCCCCAUCAUCGACAUCUCCGAUCCCCUCAACCCGGCCAUUGGGAAGGACAUGCUCGAUGCCGCCAUCAAAUAUGGAUUUUUCUAUGUUCACGGUAAAGGAAGUGAUUUUUCAGCGGCCGAGGUCGAUUCUUCCUUCGAUCUAUCCAAGAAAUUCUUUGCGUUGCCCAACGAGGAAAAGGAAAAGUGCCGUAUAAGGACGGAUAAUCGAGGAUGGUCCGGAAUGCAUUCUGAGAUUUUAGAUCCGGAGCAUCAAAGGACUGGCGACUUCAAAGAAGCCCUCAACUUUGGCGAGUUCAAAGACGGCAAACUCCAACAACCACUCCCCCCAGCCCUGGAGCCCCAUGAAGGCGAUAUCCAGCACUUCACGAAUUUAUGCAACAAAACAGCUGCACGCGUAAUGCGUCUCCUCGCGCUCGGACUGGAGAUUGAUCCCGAGUUCUUCGUAACCCGACACGACGCCACUCGCGGCUCAACAGGCUGCAUCCUCCGCUUCCUGUACUAUCCAUCCAUCAACUCCCCAGCCUCCUCCAGCUACCAACACGACAUCGACGUGCGCGCCGGUGCACACUCCGACUACGGCACAAUCACUCUCCUAUUCCAACGACCCGGUCAACCAGGUCUCGAGAUCCUCACCGCAGACGAGAAAUGGGCACCCGUUCCCAUCUGGCCCGACGCCUCAAAGACUCUGAAUAAAGACGAUUUCCCGCCCAUUCUAAUCAAUAUAGGCGACAUGCUCAGUUUCUGGACUAAUGGGCUACUCAAAUCGACUAUUCACCGCGUCGUGUUCCCGCUUGCUGAGCGGUCCCCAUCGGCUUCUGCAGAUGAGAAGCCCGUGGAUAGAUUGGUUGCUGCGGCCGGCGAAGAGGCGAGUAGAGUUGGGUUUGGGGGUGGUGCUGGCUCACUCAAGGAGAGGAGCUCGAUGACGGCAAAGGAGUAUUUGGAUUUGAGGUUGUCGGCUACCUAUGGGCAGCGUGAGGAGGUAUAA